Molecule: messenger RNA, 5262 nt
Organism: Malaclemys terrapin pileata
Lineage: Eukaryota; Metazoa; Chordata; Testudines; Emydidae
Exons: 2
Coding region: 1860-2897 (345 amino acids)
Source: RefSeq, a predicted model, not a curated record
GACAGAGAGAGAAUGGAGGAGAGGAGUGAGGCAGAGCAAAGAUUAAAAUACAGAUGAAGCGCAGCAGCGAGCAGCAGCGAAAACAGAGGGCACAGCUGAAGACAACAGAACAGAAUUACACAAACAGAACAGCCCUGAAGGGAAAACAGUCAGUGCCAUCUUAUUUGCAAUGAAGAAGCUCAGUGAACUGAUGGGCCUGGAAUGGUCAGUACUCACUCCUCACUUGUUUGCAAAGAAGAAUCUCUGCGAACUGAUCAGUCCUGAAUGGUCAGCAGUAAAUUCUAACUUUUUUGCAAUCAACAGUCUCCAAGAACGGAUCAGCACCGAAUGGUCAGUAGUCUCUCCUAUCUUGUUUCCCUUCAACAAUACCAACAAAUUGAUUAGCCUGGAGUGGCAAGCAGACACACCUGACUGUCUUAUAAUGAAGCAAGUCCAUGAGUUGAUUAUCUGGAAUGGUCAGGACUAAUUCAAAACUUGUGUGCAAUCAGCUCCAACUGGUCUGUCUUGAAUUACGAGAAUUUACUUCUAAUUUGUGUAUAAUUAAGAAUCAAUGCGAGCUGCUCCGUCCUGAAUGGUCAGCAGUGAUUCCAAACUUUUUUCUAAGGAAGAAACUCCACUAAUUCAUUAGUUCUGUAUGGUCAGAAGUCAUGCCUAACUUUGCCAUGAACAAACUGGCCAAACUCAUCAUCCCUAAAAGAUUAUACUGCUCUACAGCCAAAAUGCUUCUGAAAUAAAUGUAGUCAAACUUUACUAAUUCUGGGUCACUGAGAAUGAAAAUGAUACUUACAAUUGUUGAUUGGCUCUAGUUUUCAAGAUAUGCUAUUGGGUCAGUAUAUACGACCCUUGACUUGGGAAUGGCAGAGGAUAAGUGAGUUAUAAAGGGAAGGGAUCUCAAUUUAAACCAGAAAUGACUAAAAUACAUCUUUGACUGGAUCUAUGAAUAAAUCUAUGACUGGGUUUGGACAGUACUUGCUUUUUAGGCAAAACAAUGAAUGAUGCAAUCUGAAGCUGGUAUUGCGUCAUACAUGAUAUGAAUUGCAUCAUGUUAUUCCUAGAAGUCAUGGAUGAUGCAAUCAUAACGAAGCUUACAUCACUCUGCUGAACAAAUUGCCCUAUAUCAGCUCUAGAAAUCAUACAGUGUCGUGCUCUCUUAUUUAUCAGUGUUUGAUUUUGCAAAGGGACACAUUUCUGUUUAGCCAAAGUGAGUAGAGAUGCCUCGUACUUGUGUGAACAGUGCAGAUAACUUCUGCUAUGUUUGUGGUGAAGUGACUUUUGCAUCACAAAAGCGCAGUAUAACCACUAUGGUUAAGAAAGCCUAUCACCUUUAUUUUGGCUGCAAAAUUGGAGAUCAGGACAAGAGGUGGGCCCCACACAUAUGCUGCAACACUUGUGCAACAAAUCUUCACCAGUGGUUGAACAGGAAAAGGAAAUCUAUGCCUUUUGCAGUGCCAAUGAUUUGGAGAGCGCCAAUAAAUCAUACCAGCAAUUGUUACUUCUGCAUGGUGCCUCCAGUUGGGAAAGGUGUGUCAAAGAAGAAAAAGUGGACUGUGCAUUAUCCAAACAUUCCAUCAGCUAUAUGCCCAGUACCCCACGGAGAAGGACUGCCAGUUCCUGAUGCACCAGAAUCAUUCUCACUUGAGUCAGACGAGGAAGAGGAAGAGGAUGAAACUUCUGGUCCUGAACCAUCAAUGUGACAGGACCCACAUUUUCUCCCAUCCUCCUCCUCUGAACCACACUUCAUAACACAAGGUGAACUGAAUGACCUUGUCAGGGAUUUGGAACUACCCAAGAGUAAGGCAGUGCUGUUGGGCUCCAGACUACAGCAGUGGAAUCUUCUGGCAGAUGAUGUUAGGGUUUCCAUGUUCCGUGACCGUCAAAAGGAUCUUAUCCCAUUCUUCUUCAUGGAAGGUGAUCUUGUAGCCUGCAACAACAUCAAUGGUGUGAUGGCAGCCCUCAACAUCGUUCACGAUCCAGAUGAGUGGAGACUGUUCAUUGAUUCAUCGAAGAUGAGUCUUAAAGCUGUUUUACUGCAUAAUGACAAUGUUUUGCCAUCAAUUCCAGUUGGUCAUGCAGUCCAUAUGAAGGAAACCUAUGACAACAUGAAACAACUUUUGAGGUGCAUAAACUAUGACCAACAUCAGUGGCAGCUUUGUGGUGAUUUGAAGGUUGUUGCUCUCUUGCUUGGUCUGCAGACUGGAUACACAAAGUACUGCUGUUUUCUCUGCAAAUGGGAUAGUCGUGCAAGAGAUUCCCACUACACCAAGAAAGACUGGCCACUCCGACAGUCAUUGGAGCCUGGGAGGAAAAGUGUUCAGCAUCCACCACUUGUUGAAUCAAGGAAGAUUUUGUUACCACCCUUACACAUCAAGCUGGGUUUGAUGAAGAACUUUGUCAAGGCCAUUGACAAAACACAAGCAGCUUUCAAGUACCUCCGUGGAAAAUUUCCAAGGUUAAGUCAAGCUAAGAUAAAGGAAGGUGUCUUUGUUGGUCCUCAGAUUCGUGAACUUCUUCGAGAUGAUGCAUUUGACCAUGCACUGCGUGGCAAGGAAAAGACGGCAUGGAAAGCCUUCCAGUUAGUGGCAAUAAAUUUUCUCGGAAACAACAAGGCAGACAACUACAGGUUGUUGGUGGAAAACCUCCUCAAGGCAUACAAAAGCCUUGGUUGCAACAUGUCACUGAAGAUACAUUUUUUGCACUCUCAUCUGGAUUUUUUUCCACCGAACUGCAGAGCAGUGAGCGACGAGCACGGCGAGCGAUUUCACCAGGACAUUGCAACAAUGGAGAAAUGCUAUCAGGGCAAAUGGAGCCCAUCAAUGCUUGCAGACUAUUGCUGGACAGUGACAAGAGAUGCUCCAUUUUUAAUGAAUACAAGAGACAAGCCAAGAAGCGCCGAGUAGACACUGAAUAGGACUAAACUAUGUACAUAAUAGUGUUUUGCCUUUUGUUUCAUAAUACAUUUUAUUUAUAUAACCCUUUUGCUGAUUUUUAAAGUGUUACAUAAUCAGGACAGGUGAAAUAUUAUCAUGUAAAGCAACCAUAAACACAUGAAAAGACCUAGGUUUACCAUUUAUGAUUAAAACUUUACUAUCUACACAAUAUACAUAGACAUAAAAUGUAAAAACCUAAAUAUCUUAGAAACAGUAGCCAUCAGUUGUUUUAAUUGUCAUAUUUGAACUCAGCACAUCAAAAUACAUAAUAAAUAGCACAUUUUAUCUCUGAAGCAGACGACUUCUCAAAAAUUGUAGACCAGUGAAAUUACCAGUCAUUCUUAACUUGUUUGCAAUUAAGAAUCUCCAUGAAUUGAUCAGUCCUGAAUACUCUGCAGUCACAAUUAACGUUUUUUGCAGGGAAGAAUAUCCCAAACUGAUAGGCCCUGAAUGCUCAUCAGUGACUCGUAACUUGUUUUCAGUCAACAAACUUAUCAGCUCUGAGGUAAGAAAUCAUUUCUCUCUUGUUUGCACUGAAGAAGGUCUGUAGCCUGAUGGGCCUGGAACAGUGAGCUAUUCCUCCUAACUGGUUUGCAAUUGCAAAUCUCUCCAAAGUCAUUAGUCCUGAAUGGUCAGUUGUCAUUCCUUACUUGUUUGCCAUCAAGAAUCACUGCAAACUAAUAAGCCCUGAACUGUCUGCAGUUUUUCCAAACUUGUGUGCCAUCAACAAUGUCUGUGAACUGAUCAGCCCUGACUGAUCAGAAGUCAUUCCUAACAUCUCUGCAAUCAACAAACUCGGUGAACUCCCCAGCCUGGCAUGUAAGCUGACACUGCUAAAUUAUUUGCAAUGAAGAAUCACCAUGAAAUGGAGACCUGAAUGCUGACCAUUCACUCCUAAGUUAUUUGCAAUGAAGAAGCUCAGCAAUAUGAUUAGCCCGGAAUGGCCAACCGUUCCUCCUAACGGGUUUGCUAGGACGAAUCUCCGAGAAGUGAUCAGCCCUGAAUGGCCAGCAGUAAAUUCUAACUAUUUUGCAAUCCACAAUCUCCAAAAACGGAUCAGCACCGAAUGGUCAAUAGUCUCUCCUAUCUUGUUUCGCUUCAACAAUACCCACAAAUUGACUAUCCUGGAGUAGCAAGCAGACACACGUGUUGUGUUUACAAUGAAGCAAGUCAGGGAGUUGAUUAGUCUGGAAUGGUCAGCAAUGUGCACUAACUAAUCUGUCCUGAAUUAUCAGAAUUUGCUUCUAACUUUUUUGCAGUUAAGAAUUGGUGAUCUCUCAGACUUUGACUAUGCAGAUGACAUUGUUCUUCUAGUACAGAGUCCCGACAGGUUCGCAAGGCACUUCAGCAAAUGGAAGAAGAGUUGGCUAAGGUUGACCUCCAUGUUUUGCAGUCAAAGCCAGAGCUUUAAAAUCUAGGAUCAGGUUCACUUGUGACCCAGUCUCUUUGAAUAAUGAAACUGUCAAAGCAGUUCCAGCUUUUGCUAUUUGGGUUCUGUAUUCACCAGUUCCUCCAGCUCUCAAAUGGAGGUUCUCUAUCGGAUUGGCAUUGCAGCAUCUGUCAUUGGUUGUUUACAACAAAUAUGGAAUCAACAUACUUCGGCACAACAAACAUGUUCAUGAUCUAUUUGAGCUGUAUCCUCUCUGUACUGCUGUAUGGUUGUGAAACAUGGACACUAUGCCACUCAGACUGGGCAAAGCUGGAGGCUUUCCACACAAAAUGCCAAUUUUGUAUAUUGGGCAUAUAGUGGAAUGGCUUCAUUUUGUAAUGCAGAUGUUUAUGGUCACUCCAAUCUACAGACUACUAGGGACAUUGUCCGCAGAUGGUGUCUUAAGCUUUUCAGACAUGUUGCGAGAAAGCCACAAGACUUUUCCGGUGAAUGCCAUCCAGGAUAAAAUUCCACCAACCAAGAGGUGGAGGCGGCCCAGAGCAGACCCCUUAUUACAUGGCUGCAUCAAGUCUGUUCCGACAUUGGACUCUUGACUCAUUGAGCCCUUGCGGCUGCACAGGAAUGGACCAAAUGGUGAAUGAUUGCUGCGACCAACCAUUUGGCUAAGUGUUGAAGAAGAAUCUCUGUGAACUCCUCUACUCUGAAUGGUCAAAAGCCACUCCUAACUUGUUUGCAAUGAAGAAUCACUUCAAACUGAUCAGCAAUGAAUGGUCAACAAUUACUACCAACUUGUUUGCAAUGAGGAACAUCUGUGAACUGAUCAGCAACAAAUGAUCAAAAGUGACUUCUAACUUGUUUUCCAUCAACAAUCUCCAUGAACUCAUCAGCUCUGAAUGGUCAACUGUCAUGACUAAGUUAUUUGCAAUCAAUAAUCUUUGCAAGCUG